Molecule: messenger RNA, 2453 nt
Organism: Capsicum annuum
Lineage: Eukaryota; Viridiplantae; Streptophyta; Magnoliopsida; Solanales; Solanaceae
Product: splicing factor U2AF-associated protein 2
Exons: 14
Coding region: 510-2006 (498 amino acids)
Biological process (GO): mRNA splicing, via spliceosome
Cellular component (GO): U2-type spliceosomal complex; U2 snRNP
Molecular function (GO): RNA binding
Source: RefSeq, a predicted model, not a curated record
CAUGAGAACAUGCAAGAAUUUGUUCAUUUAAAAAAUUCCAAAUUUCAAUUAAGUAAAUGAUGAACAAAAAUUACUAACCUCAAAUCUUAAAAAUCAAAAUGAUAAAAGAAGAUUAAGAUAAAACUGAAUGCAAUCAAUUGGAUACCAUUGUAUUCAAAAGGGUAAUUGGUGCUUGAUUGAAGCCGAAUUUUAAUGGGGAAAAAUGGUAAAAGAUACCCACGUAUAUUUGCUUUUGGAGAAAGAAACAUAAAAAAUGAGAUUUUUGUAAUAUAUUUGGGGAGUUAAAGUUUUCAUAAUUUUGAAAACAUAAGUUCUUUAUUUGUACAAUUUUAACUUGCUAAUUAUGCAUUCUACCCGGCUAACAAGCACCCGGCUAGAUUUCGCACCGGUUUCAAAGAUCCGACCCGAAUUUGUCCCCAACCAUUUUUAUACAAUACAAAUUCCUACAUAGAAGAAAAGGCAGUGACACAAGAAGAAAGUAGUAGAAACUGGAAAGAAGCAAAAAUUCAAUGGAAGAUUAUGUACAUCAACAACAACAAUUACCACAACACUACAGCUAUACGGGUGAAGGCAACAGUAUUUUGUAUACAACUUCUGGAAUGAGCACUGGAUUGGGUUGGUAUGUGCUUGCACAAGAUCAACAGCAACUAGGCCCAUAUACAAUAUCUGAAUUGCGUGAGCACUACUCUGCUGGAUACCUACUAGAGAGUACACUUGCAUGGUCCGAAGGAAGGGGUGAAUGGCAACCACUUUGCUCGAUUCCUGGAUUGCUGACGGAUGUACCUCAGCAGAGCACCGGUGGUACAAAUUCGGUUUCUUCGACUUCUAAUGAUCCAUUGGAUGAGUAUGAAAAGUUUCAAAAGGAAGUGAAAGAGGCAGAGGACGAACAAGCAAUCAAUGAGAAUCAAAGGCUUUCAACUCCUCCAGAUGGUGAAAAUGAGUUCACUGAUGAUGAUGGAACUAGGUACAAAUGGGAUAAAGCUCUUAAAGUGUGGGUACCUCAGGAAGAUCCAAGCGACAAAACUGAGUAUCGUCUAGAAGAUAUGACUUAUGCUGAAGAGGAGGAACUUUUCCCUACAUUGCCUGCUGACGAUCCUUCUGGAAAUGAGAACCAGAACAUGGAUAAUACUGAAGCUGAGAAGACUGCUAGAGAUUCAACUGAAACUGCAGCAGCAACACAUAAUGGCAAGAGAAAAUUGCCUGAAAAAGACGCUGAAAAGAAGGAAGCAAAUAAACCUCCAGAUAGCUGGUUCGAGUUAAAAGUCAAUACUCAUGUCUAUAUUACAGGGUUGCCAGAAGAUGUCACUGUUGACGAGGUGGUUGAAGUCUUCUCGAAAUGCGGGAUCAUAAAGGAGGAUCCGGAAACACAGAGGCCUCGAGUGAAGAUUUAUUUUGACAAAGAAACUGGAAGGAAGAAGGGUGAUGCACUUGUUACAUAUCUUAAGGAGCCUUCAGUUGAUUUAGCCAUUAAAAUUUUGGAUGGUGCACCUUUACGGCCUGGUGACAAAAUUCCUAUGACAGUUACACAAGCAAAGUUUGAGCAAAAAGGGGAGAGGUUCAUACCCAAGAAAUCAGACAAGCACAAGAAGAAGAAACUCCAAAAAGUGGAGCAGAAGAUGCUUGGCUGGGGUGGUCGAGAUGACUCAAAGAUAUUGGUUCCAGCUACUGUUUUGCUUCGCUACAUGUUCACUCCAACUGAAUUGCGGGAGGAAGAGAAUUUAUGCUCUGAGCUACAGCAAGACGUCCAAGAGGAAUGUUCAAAGUUCGGUCCAGUGGACUUAGUAAAGGUGUGUGAGAAUCAUCCACAAGGGGUUAUUUUGGUCAAAUUUAAGGAUAGAAGAGAUGCACAUAGGUGCAUUGAGGCGAUGAAUGGACGCUGGUUUGCUGGUAGGCAAAUCCAUGCUAGUGAGGAUGAUGGAUCUGUUAACCAUGCUUUAGUCCGAGAUAUAGAUGAAGAAACUGAUAGAUUGGACAAGUUUGGAGCUGAACUUGAAGCUGGUUCAUAGAUGUGCUUCUCCAUGUGAAAGUAGUAGCAACACUUAUUUUUGCUUGCUAAUACAACCCAUACGUCUAUGCGCUCUUUGAAUAGGAAUCCAUUUCCUGAAUGACUUUUGUACUUUGGUGAGACUCCGAGAUCUUGCAAAAAGUGGUUCAUAGAUGUGUUAGGCACGGAGCACGUGGCAUGCCAACUAGAUUUGGGUUAUCUUCUAGUUUUUCUUUAGCACAUGUGACAUGAUCCAUCGGAAUGACAUGCCUACUAGAAAUAUUGGGUCAUCUACUAGUUUUUCUUUUGAGUACAUGUGACAUGAUCCAUUGGAAUGAGAAAGUAAUCUUUUCUUGGUGAAGUGGAGUAGAAUUUUCUCUAGCACUUGACUUCUGUUCUCAGAACAUGACAUGCUCUGUAAUUACUAUAGUUGUUAAAAUUUAUUUGAUGAUCACUCGAUUUCGAUUUC